CCACCUUCAGCUCAAACCCGGCCUCGUCGCGCCAUGUGUGUGGCGACCAGGCGCGCGGGCUGCUGCCACCCUAUUUAAACAGAGGCUAUGAGACCAGGAGGAGCAACGGAGGUCCACCGAGAUCACUCAGGAGGCAGAGAGACGGGGGACGGGGGAGGAGGGGGAGGAAGAAGAAGAAAGGGGAGAAGAAGAAGGAGAUGCUCUUGGCGCCCCCGCCACCAUCGCAGCAUCAGGGAUAAGUCGCGGGAGAGUUGUAGUUGAGUUGCAAAACAUCCCCCCUUUUUUAAAAAGAAAAAGCAACACAUUCCCUGCUAGUCAUCAAGACGAGAGGGGGAGAGAGAAAAGACGAGGCGCUCCUUGUUGCUGGAUCCAUACAAACUUUGCAGGGUUUGCUUGGGGUUUUUUUCCCCUGGCGCGCACUCUUCUCGCAUCUUUGGGUACGUAGUUCCCGUGCAUUCAGGAGUGCUUUCCCACCCCUCUCCGAGUUCUUUUUUUCCUUUUGCGUCGCAACCAUGCCGUCCUUUUUCUUCCUCGGCUGCUUUUCUUGCAGCCUGAUGGCUUGGCUGCUCCUGGCCGGCGGCAGCAGCAGCAGCCACCCGGGCGUGCAGGAGGCGGAGGAGGAGGCGGAGGAGAAAGCGCUGCGGGUGCUGGUGCUUCUCCCCAAGGACAACGCGUACCUGUUUUCCCUGGCGCGGGUCAAGCCGGCCGUCGAGUACGCGGUGCGGCGCCUGGAGGCGAACGGGACGCUCCUGCCGGCGGGCUACAAGUUCCGGCUCUUCUACAACGACUCGGAUUGCGGCAACGGGGCGUUGUUCAGCCUGGUGGACAUGGUGGCUUUGAGCGGCCAGUGGCCGGACCUGCUGCUGGGCCCCGUGUGCGAGUACGCGGCCGCGCCCGUGGCGCGCCUGGCCUCGCACUGGAACCUGCCCAUGAUCUCGGCCGGCGCCUUGGCCGCCGGCUUCGGCACCAAGACGGGCGAGUACUCGCACCUGACCCGGGUGUCUCCGGGCUACGCCAAGAUGGGCGAGAUGUUCCUGGCGCUCUUCCGCCACCACAACUGGAACCGGGUGCUGCUGGUCUACCACGAAGACAAGGAGCAGCGCAGCUGCUUCUUCGCCGCCGAGGGCGUCCAUGUGGUCUUCCGCGACGCCGGCUUCCACCUGGACGACUUCGCCUUCGACGAGAGCGCCAAGUACGCCGAGGACGUGGUGCGCGCCAUCCAGGGCGGCGAGAAAGUUGUGAUCAUGUGUGCCAGCAGUGACGCAAUAAGGAACAUCAUGUUGGCUGCACAUCGGCAAGGAAUGACCAAUGGAGACUAUGCUUUCUUCAGUAUUGAACUCUUCAACAGUUCAUCAUAUGGUAAUGGCUCAUGGAAGAGAGGAGACAAAUACGACCUUGAAGCAAAGCAGGCGUACUCAUCCCUCCAGACAGUCACACUACUGAGGACAGUGAAACCUGAAUUUGAGAAGUUUGCCAUGGAGGUGAAAAGUUCUGUACAGAAACAAGGAAUCCAUGAUGAUGAUUACGUUAACAUGUUUGUGGAAGGAUUCCAUGAUGCUAUUAUCCUCUAUGUUCUGGCUUUACGGGAAGUUUUGAAGAAUGGCUUCACUAAGAAAGAUGGAGAAAAGAUUGUCCAUCAGACAUGGAAUAGGACAUACGAAGGCAUUGCAGGGCCAGUAUCCAUAGAUGCCAAUGGAGAAAGAUAUGGAGAUUUUUCUGUGAUUGCAAUGACUGAUCCAGAAACUGGAAUGCAGCAGGUUAUUUGGAACUAUUAUGGAAAGCACGGACGGCUUGAAAUGCUUCCAAAUGUAAAUUACCCCUGGAAGCUCAAAGCAAGAACAGAUGACAGCCGAGGUUUGGAACACCCAAGCAACACACCCUGCAAAUCAUCAGGUGGUCUAGGAGAGUCAGCAGUUACAGGAAUUGUUGUGGGUGCCUUGCUAGGAGCAGGAUUGUUGAUGGCUUUCUACUUUUUCAGAAAAAAAUACAAAAUAACUAUUGAGAGGCGAAGUCAACUGGAAGAAUACAACAUCGGCAAGCACUGGCAAUUACGAGAGGACUCUAUAAGGUCUCACUUUUCUGCUGCAUGAAGUAAGGAGAAACAAACUGUUUUUGUGUGUGUGCGGAGGAAAUCUGUCGACAAAUGGACACUACCAAAGACAGCAACAGAAAAGAAGAAGCUUAUUAAGGACUCAGCAUUUUAAAAGUAGAGUAACUCUGUCUUAAUUUCUUUCAGAAACUCAGGAAUGAUUUACUAGCCACAUUAUUCCACGUGGCCUUUUUAUCUUGUGGAAAAGAAAAUGACAAAAGAACAAGUGUGUCCCCCACCCCCCGCCAAGAUGGUUUUGACACUUGGUGUGUAUCCAAGACAAGUCGCUGUGGUCAGCCAUUUUGUUUCUUGGAAAUGUGAAGGUUCUUUCAGCGGACCUUCAUUAGCUGUACCUCAUACCAGAUUAUAAAAGGAAUGUGUUUUCAAAGACACAGGUGCUGCUUUUUAGUAUUGUUCAGCAUUGAAUAGUGGAGAUUAGAAUCGAGCAAAGGAAGUGUGAGGUAGUACAAAACAAUACAAUUUAUGGGAAAGGAGCAAAAGCAUCUUUAGAGAACAGAAGAAAUCCCAAGGCAGUGGAAAGAUAGUGUUUGGUUCUGAGGACCUACUUACACAACAAAUUAGUUUUGGAUAUCAUUCCAAUAGCAUUCCCUGUGAAAGGAUUCCUUUGCAAAUAUGUUGUGUAUUGGUCUAAACAGAACAACUUCUUGCCUGUGUUCCUGGGGAUGUUUGGGUUUAAGAGAACUUCCAUUUACAUGGCAUUUUUGUUUCAAGAAAGCUCCCUCCUCUGUAUCAUUUUCAUGACCUAUAUAUGGAUUCUGCAGGGUUCCUGUCAUAGAGAUCACUGUAGGAUUAUACAUUCACUGGUUACAUGUCUCCUGCUUUUUAAUCUGUUGGGUGUUUCUUGUGUAAAAUAAACAUGAACCAUUUCCAGAAAAGAGGCAGGCCUGAUCUGCACAUAACGUGACACUAGGUAAAAGAACCCUGAGGUGGUAGAGUGGUCUUACAACUUCAGAAUACAGAUGAGUUGAGAGGAUGUGCCAUUUCUGAAUACUGUACUCCAAGUUAUUAAAA
Messenger RNA from Podarcis raffonei (Aeolian wall lizard), 3121 nucleotides. RefSeq names its product natriuretic peptide receptor 3 (gene NPR3). The transcript has 8 exons. The record is from RefSeq and is a predicted model, not a curated record. Bases 513 to 2090 code for a protein of 525 amino acids. Gene Ontology annotation, molecular function: natriuretic peptide receptor activity; peptide hormone binding. Gene Ontology annotation, biological process: vasodilation; regulation of blood pressure. NCBI's taxonomy places the organism in Eukaryota, Metazoa, Chordata, Lepidosauria, Squamata, Lacertidae. Gene Ontology annotation, cellular component: membrane.